AUGUGCCGCACAGUUCUGGAGCUGCUGAUCCUGGUAACGCUCGGCUGUCGGUCAAGUGCCGAAGAUGUUUUCUGCCGAGAACAUCAGAGGGCCUUUCUAGGCUCCUGCUUUGAGUUUGUAGCUCACCAUCACUCCUUUGUCAGUGCUCAAGCCUGGUGCGAGGAGAGCGGAGGACACCUUGCAUUCAUUCAAGAUGAAAACACUCAAUAUUUCCUCCAGAAGCACCUGGACCCUGAGAGGGACAUGUGGAUUGGAGUCGCACGUGCGGCCUCUCUGAACUUGCAGUAUUCCGCCGCAGCUGAAGGUCCUCUCUCUUGGUUGGAUGAUUCACAUAUCACCUUUUCAAACUGGGCAAGCAGCCCACAGCCUGGAGCGGCUUGUGGACACAUACUCAAACACUCAGGCUUCCAGUGGGAAGCCACAAGAGACUGCGACAAAAAGCUGAGCUUCAUGUGCCAGUUUGAGUCCAGGAGAGCCAUUGUGUGUGCAGGCCGGAACACCGCUCUGCAAUGUGCUUCUGGCCAAGUGUUGGUGAUAGACGGCGGUUUCUAUGGUCGCAAGAACGUUCAUUACUGUCAAUCCACAACCUCCACAGCAACAGCCUCCACACAGCAGUGUGGCUGGGUGAAUGCUGUGGAAUCACUUACAGCCCACUGUCAGGGCCGUCAGGUUUGCCAGAUUGCUGAAGCUGUGAACUCCUUUGGUGAACCCUGUCCUCAGCUGGGGAAUUACCUGUCAGUGGAUUACCACUGCGAAGAGGGGUUCACAGUGGCAAUGAACACCGUGGCUGCUGUUUUCACUGACGUCACCAUCACCGUUAAGUGGCUCUUAACACCAUCACGGGGAAAACCUCUGUGCCGGCUGAGCACCGGAGAUGGCCACGUUUUUCAUGUGGACAGUCCAGUGGGGUUGGAGAGCAGAGUGAUCCACAGAUAUAUUUAUCCGAGCACGUGUGUUGUGGCGAUUGACUGCACCAGCGGUGACAUGCACGUCACAUUGCAGAAAAUAAUUACCAUCCUGGAGCCUGUCACAGACAUUACUGUCACCAGGUGCUACGCUGGAAUGCAGCAUUUCCAUGCAACCAACUGCAAAGCGCUGUAUGGAGGAGCAUUUCAAAUGCAAAUGGCAGUAAAAACAGGUCUAAAUAUAAGCUACAGAAUCCAGAGUGAGGAGACUGUGUUCCUCGGUUUCUUUGUGGUCAAAGGAAACGUUUCUCAUAACAUCACCGUGACUCCAGAGAUGGCGAAGCAGCUCGGGCCUGGCUGCCACCAACUCACGAUUUAUGCAUCUAACAUGGUCACGUUCCCUGAAGUGUCCACAGACCUGCAGGUGUGUAUUUUGGAGGAAGUAGCUGGGCUCCAGGCGUCCGUGUUGACAGGUGACUGUCUACAUUCUUCAGAUAUUGCUGUUGGCGUGUCCCUGGAACACGGAGCGCCUGCGCUGCUCCUCUUCUCCCUGACAGGAGACAACAACAGCUCAUUCUACGAGACCAGAGACAUGAAUGCAAGGAAAGACAUUUUUCAUAUCGAUCACCCAAUUCAAGGAACUGUACAAUUGAAACUCAGUGCGAGGAAUAUCUUCUCUUCUCUGGAAGUGGAUGUGGAUAUGUUUUCUACCUGUGGCAACAACUCAGUCAUUAAACCAAAUGGUCAUAAUGACGACUGGCUGAGCUCUAACACGGGGCCGAGAAAUAAACACGUGAGAGUUGUCAGAUCUAAAAAGCAAACAUCCGACAUUAAGAUCAAAGCAAAACCUUCAGCUUCAGUAGAUAGCAAAGCUAAAAAAAUCGACCUCUCCAUUGAGGAUCCCUCCUCCCUCAAGGACCCGGGUGAACGGUACCAGUGGGAGUGCAGUGAUCCCUGUAAGUGUGCAGGAAUAUUUGAGAAGCUGACUCACGCCAUUAAAGAAGAGUGCCUACCAGAUCCAUUUGAAUUUAAUAAAUAUCAUUUUAAAGUGAUAGACAUCACUAAUAAUGUGAUAAAAAAGAAUAAAUACAUCUGCAUCAGCCGUAACCCCAAGGGGAAAAAAAGCAAAAUUAGUCUCUCUUGUACUCAGGGCUGUGACCCAGUAAAGGGGUCUACAGAUGCAAAAAUUAAAAUGUCAUGUGAGAAAAAGUGUCCAGACGUCGUGUGGAACAUCGAGGACCCGGGAGACCACAGCAGCUGGCCAGCGGAGACCAAAAGCUGCUACGUAGAUUCAGGGAAAAGGCCACUUAUAGAGAAGGUUAAUGGUGGGACUGAAUACACAGUGAAAUAUAGCACUCUUGCUCUGGCCAAGAGUGCGGGUCAGGAUGUCACUGUGGUCGUGACUCAUGGAGGGAAAAAGGAUGAAAUGACAAAAUACACUAUAAGGACAAGAAAUUCUGCCUCGACUCAACCAGCUGCCACCGUUACGACAGCCGCAGCUGGAGACACCUCAGCCGCUCCUGCCACUACAGUACCCGUCACGACCAGUGCCUCUACAAUCAGUGCUACGCCGAACACUGGAACCACGAUCGGUGCUACGCCGAACACUGGAACCACGAUCAGUGCUACGCCGAACACUGGAACCACGAUCAGUGCUACGCCGAACACUGGAACCACGAUCAGUGCUACGCCGGACACUGGAACCACGAUCAGUGCUACGCCGAACACUGGCACCACGAUCAGUGCUACGCCGGACACUGGAACCACGAUCAGUGCUACUCCGAACACUGGAACCACGAUCAGUGCUACGCCGAACACUGGAACCACGAUCAGUGCUACGCCGAACACUGGAACCACGAUCAGUGCUACGCCGAACACUGGAACCACGAUCAGUGCUACGCCGAACACUGGAACCACGAUCAGUGCUACGCCGAACACUGGAACCACGAUCAGUGCUACUCCGAACACUGGAACCACCAUCAGUGCUACUCCGAACACUGCCACCACCACGAGUGCCAAGCCGAACAGUGUCACCACGGGCACUGCCACGGAAAAUAGUGCGACCUCGAUCACCACUACCAUUGCUGCAACCACUGGUCCACCAGUGUCCAGCAGCUCUUCUGAAAGCCUCUCGUGUAGCAUAUCGCCAUCGACCGGAACAGUCCUCGAUGCUUUUAAUAUAACCUGUGAGACUGAAAUCCCCUGUUCUAAUUGUCACUAUUGUUUUAAUGCUGACGGUAAGCAUCUGCGUUGCAGCAAUAGCAACGACGUGGCGUUCGUCUUCCUUCCUCUUGGAGACAGCAGUUCCAACUAUAACCUGAUCAUCACAGCAACUGUUACAAAGGACAGCUUUGUUGUUAGCACCACCAUAACAGCACAGGUGCUGGAUUCAGCAGGAGACUCCGCCGCUUCAGUAGAGGAUCUGAAGUCGACAGUGGAGAAUGCUGUGGCACAGCUGAAGGAACAGGGUCUCCUGUCAGGAGAGACCAUAGGACAAAUCAUCGGUUCUGUGUCCGACAAACUGAGCAGUCAAUCGGGUGAUUCGGGGAAAGCUGACAGGGAAAAGCUUCGGGAGCAGAUGCUGCGCAUAUUGACUGAUGCAGUGAAGGAGGUUCCCAUCAACACUCCACAAGGGGUUCACAUGGUCGCCAGAGGUCUGACUGCUGUCAUCGCCAAAGAAGUCAGCUCCACUGCUCAGGAGGAAGCCUCUUUAUUAUUUGUGAACCUCAGCUCGUCUCUCGUCCACAUGGUUGUGAACAAAAGUGAAGAAAGCAAGAAGGAAAUGCAAAGUGCAGCCGGCGCCAUUGUGGAAGGAGCGAGCAAUAUCCUGGACAACUCUUCCAAUAAAAACGUCUCUGAUGCUCUUCUUGUUGUCCUGAAAAAUAUCCAGAGUGCACUGUUGACAUUCCAAGCUAAUAACGAGGGGCCGACCGUUAUCCAGAAAAAUAAUAUUGGUGUUUUUGUCAAUAGAGUGACUCCAGGAAGAUUGCACAUGGAGCCUUUAACGUUUCCCAACUGUUCCUGCCCCUCGUUUUCUCUCCCAGCUCUACCCUCCAACAUAUUUCCUUCAGAUGAACCAGUGGACAUACGAAUGCUGAGUUUGGAUAAAAAUCCAUUUUCCUGGAACGAGGGAGGGAACAUCAGCGGCCAAAUUGCUUCUCUGUCCCUCACAACAAAAGAUGGCUCCACUAUCCACAUCGAGGAUAUAAGUGAGGAUAUUGAGAUUCUGCUGCCAAGGCCUGUUGGGGGGCAGGUGAACACCUCAGUUCUGGACCUGGGAAACCACAGCACCACAAUCAUUGACAUUCCUUCAGCGGACACUACGCUGGUGAUAAAGAUGGUGCCUUCAGACGAUCCAUUACCCUUCAAGCUGCUCCUUGGUUAUAUGAGCUACCCCACUGAAGCAAGUUAUACUGCAAUGACAGAGAUGCCUCAAAAGGGAAAAACACAAGAGGAGAGAUACACGUGGCUUGUAGAUGCAAAGAAUCUCAAGAUGAAAACUGGAGUGCACUAUCUUGUAGUGAAGCCCAUUGUAGGACCAGGCAUAAAAUCCAUUAAUGCCACUUUGUCGAUCAUCUCCAUCUCUGCUGCGUGUAAAUUUUGGAAUGAAUCAAAGCUGGAAUGGAGCAGCAAAGGAUGCAGGGUUGGUGCACAGACGACACAUUUAGUCACCCAGUGCUUCUGCAACCACCUCACCUUCUUCGGGAGCUCCUUCUUCGUCACCCCCAACCUCGUGGACCCGUCCCGCACCGCUGAGCUGUUUGGGACCUUCACUGAGAACCCCGUGGUCGUGUGCUUCGUGGGUUCGCUCUUUGUGGCUUAUCUCCUGGUGGUUGUGUGGGCUCGACGAAAAGACAUCCAAGAUACAGCCAAGGUGAGGGUGUCAGUGCUGGAGGACAAUGACCCCAUGGACGAGUACCGCUACCUGUUGUGUGUCAGCACUGGGCAUCGGAGAGGAGCCUCCACUUCCUCUCAGAUAACAUUAACCCUGCUGGGUGCUGAUGGAACCAGCGAGCCACACCACCUGGCAGACCCAAAGAAGUGCGUGUUUGAGAGAGGGGCGGUGGACAUGUUCCUGCUAACGACACCCUUCUCACUGGGAGAUCUGCAGGGUGUCCGGCUGUGGCACGACAACUCAGGCAGCCAUCCUGCAUGGUAUGUCGGCCAUGUCAUGGUGCAGGAUGUACAGACGGACCAGAAAUGGCAUUUUCUUUGUAACUCCUGGUUGGCCAUAGACAUGGGAGAUUGUUCCCUUGAUAAAGUUGUCCCUGUCUCCACAGAAACAGAUUUGAAGAGUUUCAGUAAUUUGUUCUUUAUGAAGACGACAAGGGAUUUGAGCGACGGACACCUCUGGUACUCUGUGAUCAGCCGACCGCCGAGCAGCCCCUUCACUUGUGUUCAGAGAGUGUCCUGCUGUUUCUCCCUGCUGCUCUGCACCAUGCUGACCAGCAUUAUGUUCUACGGCGUCCCGACGGACCCGUCUGAGCAGACCAUGGACCUGGGUCACUUUGAGUUCACGUGGCAGCAGUUCAUGAUUGGAGUUCAGAGUUCACUCGUCAUGUUUCCAGUGAACAUCCUCAUUGUUGGCAUCUUCAGAAACACUCGUCCUUGCGAGACGUCGUGCUGCAAACGCAGAGCAGAACAACAAGAGUCCUGCUCCUCGCAGACCGCCUCCGCCGACAUGAAUGGCCACGUCACUUUAGACACUAUCGCCAAGGACAUUACGAGAAUAGUCCGUUCAUUCUCCAAGACCAUGAAAAGCAGCAUCCCAUCCGCAGAGUCCGAGUUUGGGCCUGGACAACAAGCUGACAUCAACGCUCUCCUUUCUGUGGUGAAGGAUUACGUCAGACAGAUUUAUAAAACCGGUGACGGCGCAGAAUCGAGGACAGAGAUUGUUCCCGACGUCGCUCAGCCUCAGGAACCAGAAAGCGGUGGUAGUGUGCACCCUGAGAUAGACGUGGAGGGCGUUCAGAAGAGCAACAGAACCCAGUAUCUGUACAGGCAGAUGUGCCACAUCGACAGAGCGCUGAGCCUGCUGGGCUCGUCCGGCUUCCCGAGCCCACACAGCUACAGCCGGGCUCUGCAGCAGGUCCAGGGCAUGAAGGUCUUCCUUGAAGAUCAGCUCCUCGCAUCCAGCCGCGUCAGCCCAGAUGAACUCGUCCAAAACAAGUUGAGUCCUGCAGACAGCACUGGUGGUGAUGGUCAGAAGAAGAAGGGCUGCUGUCAUGGAGGGCUGCCCUGGUGGUUCAUCUUUGUCGGCUGGCUGCUCGUGAUUGCUACCAGUUUCGUAGCAGGAUUUUACACGAUGCUUUAUGGUUUGAAAUUUGGGAAGGAUCGUUCCGUCAGCUGGUUGGUGUCAAUGAUCGUGUCCUUUUUUCAGAGCAUCCUCAUCAUUCAGCCACUGAAGGUGCUGUGUCUUGCAGCCUACUUUGCACUUGUCAUAAAGAAAGUCGACGAGGAAGAUUUUCAAAAUGUGGCAUUUGACUCAAAAGCAGGCGAGUGUAAAGACCAACAGACAGUCCGACAGGACAGGAGUCUUUACGAGCCGCCUCCUCCUGGAGACGUUGAGAGGAUGAAAAGGAUCAAGAUAAUUGAGCAGAAAGCCUUUGCCCUCCUCAGAGAGAUUUUCAUCUACACAGGCUUCAUGUGGAUGCUGCUGCUGGUGGCGCACGGCCAGAGGGAUCCCAACGCCUUUUACCUGAAACAGCACAUCAGGAACAGCUUCAGUCCAAACGUCUCACAAAGCAUGAGUCUGGGGGACGUGUUCACUUGGGCCAACACGUCUCUGCUCAGUAACCUUUUUGGAGUGUAUCCAGGAUUUAUCACGGAUGGAAACUCGAAGCUGGUGGGAAACGCCCGUCUUCGUCAACUGAGAGUGCAGAAGAACUCGUGUCAGAUCGCGGGCUCCAUGCUGCAUCUUGUGCCGGACUGCCACGCACUGUAUUCAUGGGAGGUGGAGGACAUGGGCUCCUAUGACUCUGGUUGGAACCAGUCUGUGGGGGAUAACAACACGCUGAGCACCCCCAGCCCCUGGACGUACCAGACACAGGCUCAGCUCAGGUCCUACCCGGUGUGGGGCAAAAUGGUGCUUUACAGGGGGGGUGGCUUUGUAGCGGUGCUUGGCCCUGAUUUAAAAAAUGCCAGCAGAACCAUCGAGUAUCUGUUCAGGAACAAAUGGCUGGACACGUACACACGGGCAUUCUUUGUAGAGUUCACCAUUUACAACGCCAACGUCAACCUCUUCUGCAUCGUCACUCUCUUGCUGGAGACUGCAGCUGUUGGGGCGUUUCAGUUCCACAGCGAGCUGCAGAGUGUCCGUCUCUACCAGUCCACUGGGAGUCUCUACAUCUUCGUCAUGGCUGCCGAGAUCAUAUACUUGCUUUUCAUCAUCUAUUACAUGUUCGUGCAGGGCAAAUUAAUGAAGCAACAGCGGUGGACUUACUUCAGCAGCAAGUGGAACCUCCUGGAGUUGUCCAUCAUCUUAUUGAGCUUGAGCGCCUUGGCUGUUUUCAUCAAGAGGACCCUGCUCGGAGACCGUGAUAUGACCUACUACCAAAACCACAAAGACCAAUUUCCCAGUUUUUACGAGACGGCCUCCGCGGACUCCGUGCUUCAGUAUCUGAUCGCCUUCCUGGUCCUGCUCGCCACGGUCAAACUGUGGCACCUGCUCAGACUCAACCCCAAGAUGCACAUGGUCACCGCCACGCUGCAGCGAGCCUGGGGCGACAUAUCUGGCUUCCUCCUGAUCAUUGCGAUCAUGUUCACAGCGUAUUCCAUUGCCUGCAAUGUGAUUUACGGCUGGAAGAUCUCCUCUUACAAAACUCUGGCGGAUGCUCUCCUCACCAUCAUCAGCUUGCAGAUGGGCAUUUUUAACUACGGAGAGGUUUUGGACUACACCCCUGUGCUUGGUGGGUUGCUCAUCGGCUCCUGUAUCGUGUUCAUGACGUUUGUGGUGCUGAACCUGCUCAUUUCAGUCAUCCUCGUGGCGUUUAAGCAAGAGCAGAUCAAUCACAAGCCCUCAGAGGAGAAGGAGAUUGUCGACGUGAUGCUGAAGCAAAUCUACAGUUUCUUUGGGAUCAGAUGUAAAGAUACUAAAGACUCCCUGGAGCCUGACGUGAGCGGCAGCACUGGCUUGACCCUCAACAACAGCAGAAAUAUCCUCAGCAAAUCAGACGACCUCAACAUUUCUCAGACAUCUGACAAACCAACAAAUGACAAAACCGUAAUGUAA
Molecule: messenger RNA, 8136 nt
Organism: Hippoglossus stenolepis (Pacific halibut)
Lineage: Eukaryota; Metazoa; Chordata; Actinopteri; Pleuronectiformes; Pleuronectidae
Product: polycystic kidney disease protein 1-like 2
Exons: 44
Coding region: 1-8136 (2711 amino acids)
Biological process (GO): detection of mechanical stimulus
Cellular component (GO): membrane
Molecular function (GO): calcium channel activity; protein binding; calcium ion binding
Source: RefSeq, a predicted model, not a curated record